Messenger RNA from Calliphora vicina (urban bluebottle blowfly), 488 nucleotides. RefSeq names its product cathepsin L-like. Lineage: Eukaryota; Metazoa; Arthropoda; Insecta; Diptera; Calliphoridae. The coding region runs from base 16 to 252 and encodes 78 amino acids. The record is from RefSeq and is a predicted model, not a curated record. The transcript is spliced from 2 exons.
UCAGUCUCACUAAACAUGGCAACUAUAACGGACGAGGAGUGGCAACAAUAUAAGCUAAAAAACAAUAAAGUUUAUACGGAUGAAGCCGAAGAGGAGCGGAGACGUGCCAUAGUGGCUCAGCGCAAGAAAAUCAUCGACGAGCAUAAUAAGAAGUUCAAAGAUGGUGAGGUUGAAUGGUCGGGACGUCUUAAUUCCAUGUCCGAUUAUACGGAUGAAGAACGAUCAAGAAUGCAUGGUUUUAGAAUGACAUGAAACUUCUGCGUACAACAGAUAAGAAAACAAAUUAUUUUCUGACAUUUGUGAACGAACAUGUUUUUAGUGUAUUUUUUGUAGUUAAUUAAAGUCUAAUUUUUAUAUGUAUUCACUUACUUUAAAGAAAAACACUUUUAAUUUUAAUACAAAUGUUUUAUUUUUGUUUCUACUACUACUCUAUUGUAAUGAAGAUGAUAAAAUGUAAACAAUAAUAAAGAUUACUUAAAUUUAACAGA